This is a messenger RNA of Colletotrichum scovillei, 1989 nucleotides long. Its product is annotated as GMC oxidoreductase. Lineage: Eukaryota; Fungi; Ascomycota; Sordariomycetes; Glomerellales; Glomerellaceae. Bases 1 to 1989 code for a protein of 662 amino acids. The record is from RefSeq and is a predicted model, not a curated record. The transcript has 5 exons. Gene Ontology annotation, molecular function: oxidoreductase activity, acting on CH-OH group of donors; flavin adenine dinucleotide binding.
AUGAAGUUCCUUUUCUCUGUUGCAGCGCUUUUCGCGGCAGCUCAUGCAGCCUUCGAUCAACCUCUUGGUCCAACCCUCAAUGCCACGGGACCUGCAGACAACUCUACGUAUGACUACGUCGUAGUCGGCUCCGGACCGGGCGGUGCUCCUCUCGCUGCCCGCCUGGCCAUGGCCGGCUUCAGUGUCCUGCUCAUCGACGCCGGCGAGGAUCGAGGCGAAGACCCUGCCGUCCAGGUUCCGGCUCUACACGUUCUGGCUUCUCAACACCAGCCGAUCGCAUGGGAUUUUUUCGUCAACCACUACUCUGAUCCGGAGCAGGCCAAGAGGGACAGCAAGAUGUCUUAUCGAAAGCCGGAUGGAGAGAUCUAUGUUGGCCUCGACCCGCCACAGGGGUCUGAGCAGUUGGGAAUCUUGUAUCCUCGUGUCGGCGCCCUUGGUGGUUGUUCACAGCACAACGCUCUCGUCACUAUCCUGCCUCAGGACAGUGACUGGAACAAUAUUGCAGCCAUCACUGGUGACAGCUCAUGGGAGGCUUCCAAGAUGCGAGAGUACUACAAGAAGCUCGAAAAGUGUCACUACCUCCCCGGCGGCCUCGACAGCUCCACUACUCCGCCGAUUCUCAUCGUUCAAGACCAAAAGGUGCUGUCUCUGGUUCUCGCUGCUGCCACCACGAUGGGCAAGUCACUUCUCGGCAAGGUGAUCAACACCGUCAACGGCCUCCUCGAGAUCUUGGCCGUCGACGUCAACAACGACUCACCCGAUCGUGACAGUGGAGAAAAAAUCUACCAGAUUCCGCUCUCCAUGAAGGAUCCUUCCUUCACUCGCUCAUCCCCUCGUGACUUCAUCUUCGAUGUUGUCACCGCGACCAACGAUGACGGGUCCAAGAAGUACAAGUUGGACGUGGCUCUCAACACGCUCGUGACCAAGAUCAACUUUGACACGACGGGCGAGAAGCCCAAGGCAACUGGCGUCGAGUACCUCGUCGGUAAGAGCCUGUACCGUGCCGAUCCCCGAGCCACCAAGGUGGACGGCGGCGUCCCCGGACGUGUGUUCGCUAGCAAGGAAGUCAUCGUAUCCGCAGGCACCUUCAACACCCCUCAGCUUCUCAAGCUUAGUGGCAUCGGCCCUGUCUCCGAACUUGAAUCCUUUGAUAUUCCUGUAGUCAAAGACCUCCCCGGUGUCGGCGGCAACAUGCAGGACCGGUACGAGGUCGGCAUCGUGGGCAAGGCCCCCACCGACUUUUCCCUCCUCGAGAAGUGCACUUUCCUGGACAUGAACGGCACGCACAACGGCGAGGACCCCUGCUUCUCUCAGUGGCAGUCGGGCAUCGGCGGCCUCAAGGGCGGCUACACGACCAACGGCAUUGCUUUCGGGUACUUCAAGCACUCUUCCGUCGCGGAGAACGGUAACCCGGACCUCUUCCUCGGUGGCGUGCCGGCCUACUUCAACGGUUACUUCCCCAACUACGCCGAGCACGCGCUCGCCGACCUCAGCGUCUGGACCUGGCUUACCCUCAAGGGCCACAGCCGUAACAACGCCGGCGUGGUCAACCUGACGAGCACCAACCCGCGCGACACGCCCAACAUCACCUUCCACAGCCUUUUCGAGGGCAUCGGUGGCGAGGAGGAUCUUCAGGCUGUGUACGAGGGAAUGCAGUACGGCAUUGAGGCGUUUGAGAACCUGAUCCCGCUUGAUGGCUCAUUCGAGCGCAUCUGGCCGCCCAAGGAGAUCUCGUCCGAGGCAGACCUUAAGCAAUUUGCCAAGGAUGAGGCCUGGGGUCAUCAUGCUAGCUGCACUGCGCCUAUUGGUGCCGACGACGACCCGCUUGCUGUCCUGGAUUCUAAUUUCAAGGUUCGUGGGGUUGACGGAUUGCGCGUGGUCGACGCCUCCAUCUUCCCCAAGAUUCCCGGGUUCUAUAUCGUUCUCGGUAUCUACAUGGCAAGUGAGAAGGCCGCUGAUGUGAUCAUCGCUGAGGCACAAGCGGCGUAG